Molecule: messenger RNA, 696 nt
Organism: Drosophila nasuta
Lineage: Eukaryota; Metazoa; Arthropoda; Insecta; Diptera; Drosophilidae
Exons: 2
Coding region: 222-521 (99 amino acids)
Source: RefSeq, a predicted model, not a curated record
AGACUUUGUUUCAGUUCCAGCCUUAGUUUCAGUUCAAAAAAAAAUUAUAUCGAAAUACUCAGUUCAGAGUCUGAAAACAUUUUAGUUCAGUUGAUUUCAUUCUUCGGUCUUAAAUUUAUAAGAAAUCGGUAUUUGGUCCAUUAAAAAACUGCAAAUUUCAUACAGCUGCUACAUUUCGGUUAGUUUCUGGUAGUGUUUCCCUUUUUUUUUGCAAACGGAUCAUGUCUUCUCAGUUUGGUGUGGAGAAGUCGGGCGGAGAAGGCGCUGAGACUGUUGGAGCCACGGCAGUAAUUUCCACGAUUAGCAGCGAAAUGGCGCUGGAUUUGAAAUCGUCACCCAAACAGACUUGUAUACCAUUGCAUCAACGUCAACGCUUGGUCAGCUCUGAAACGAGCGAAUGUAGUGUCAAUUCAAAGAAGUUGGACAUUGAUAUGCCAGACAAAUCAUGGUCGGUCUUGUACAUUGGUGCCAAGAAGGAGGAUAGCUUCGAUGAGCAGCGAAUUGUCGAGUCUAAUGAAUAACAAACACAUUUCCAGCCACUAUAUAGUAUAGUAAAUUGUCUGUGGAGAAAGCGAGCCUGGUGAAUCGACUAAUUGUGAUUGACUUGCUGUCACCCAACGCUAUAUAAUAUUAAAAAUUUUUCACUUGUGCCAGUGCAUAUUCAUUCUCCAAACCCAUUCUCCAUUCAUUUAUAAA